Striga hermonthica is the source of this 1731-nucleotide messenger RNA. Lineage: Eukaryota; Viridiplantae; Streptophyta; Magnoliopsida; Lamiales; Orobanchaceae. The record is from the annotation of a GenBank genome assembly.
AUGACGUCUCGUUUUGGCAUACCGGCUGCCCUGCUGUUCAGCCUCUUAGUUUCGUCACUUUUUCCUGAGCUCGUGUCCUGCAAGACGAGACACUACACGUUCAACAUUGUGAGACGUAACUUGACGAGAUUGUGCAGCACGAAAAGCAUAAUUACCGUCAACGGGAAAUUUCCUGGGCCAAGGCUCGUUGCAAGAGAAGGCGACCGAGUUCUAGUCAAAGUGGUCAACAACGUGUCAAACAAUGUCACGAUUCAUUGGCAUGGAAUACGACAACUUAGAAGCGGAUGGGCCGACGGGCCCGCUUAUGUCACGCAAUGCCCGAUUCAAACGGGCCAAAGCUACACUCACAACUUCACGGUUACGGGACAAAGAGGAACCUUGUUUUGGCACGCUCACAUUUCGUGGCUUAGGGCCACACUUUACGGGCCAAUUAUCAUCCUCCCCAGACAAAACGAAACUUACCCCUUCAAAAAACCAUACAAGGAAGUUACCAUGAUGUUUGGGGAGUGGUGGAAAACGGACCCUGAGGCAGUUAUCAAUCAGGCCCUUCAGACGGGCGGAGGCCCGAACGUUUCGGAUGCAUACACUAUUAACGGGCUUCCCGGGCCCUUGUACAAUUGUUCUUCUAAAGAUACUUUCAGGAUUAAGGUGAAGGUCGGGAAAACGUACAUGCUUCGUCUGAUAAAUGCAGCCGUGAACGACGAGCUAUUUUUCAGCAUAGCUAACCACAGUCUCACCAUAGUCGAAGCCGAUGCCACGUAUGUGAAGCCAUUUUCCACGAAUGUAAUCCUAAUAGCCCCGGGCCAAACAACAAACGUCCUACUCCAAACCAAACCUCACCAUCCAAACUCGGCCUUCCUCAUGGCCGCUAGGCCUUACGUUACCGGCAAGGGCACUUUCGACAAUUCAACAGUCGCCGGUUUCCUCGAAUACGAGCACCCAUCCACAAAUACAACCAAAAUCUACAAACCCAUACUUCCACAAAUAAACAACACGAUUUUUGUCGCCGAUUUCGCCAGCAAAUUUCGAAGUUUAAACGACCCGAGACACACUUCAUCAACCGCCUUCCCAGAAAAGGUCGAUCGGCAAUUCUUAUUCACAAUCGGGCUCGGCACGAGCCCAUGUGGGCCCAAUGCGAAAUGUCAAGGCCCGAACGGGACGAAAUUUGCGGCCUCGGUGAACAACGUCUCAUUUGCUCUUCCCACGACAGCUCUUCUACAAACUUACUACAAGAAAUCAAAAUCAAACGGGAUACCAUCAUCGAUAUACACCGUCGACUUCCCGACCCAACCGUCAAGCCCGUUCAACUACACGGGCCCACCGCCUGAAAACACGAGCGUGGAAAACGGGACCCGACUCGCUGCCCUGGCUUUCAACACGAGUGUAGAGCUCGUUCUUCAGGACACGAGCAUUUUGGGUGCCGAGAGCCAUCCGCUCCAUCUUCACGGCUUUAACUUUUUCGUGGUGGGACAAGGAUUCGGAAAUUACGACCCGAGAGUGGACCCCACGGGAUUCAAUCUGGUGGACCCGGUGGAGCGGAAUACGGUCGGUGUCCCGUCGGGCGGGUGGGUCGCAAUCCGGUUUGUGGCGGAUAAUCCAGGAGUUUGGUUCAUGCACUGUCAUUUUGACGUGCACACGAGCUGGGGCUUGAGGAUGGCCUGGAUCGUGUUAGACGGGCCCGAACCGAGUCAAAAGCUUCCACCACCACCAUCCGAUCUCCCGAGUUGUUGA